UUUUUAGUCAUCUCCAACCUGGAGAGUGCCUUUCUUUUAUUCAUAGCAACAUCAAGUUAAGCAGACGAUUAAAGUCCCUAGAUUAUUAAUUAGCAAAAUGCUAGCCAUUUCUUCCUCUCCUCCUAUGUCUUCUACAAAUAAUAAUAAUUUUGGUUGGCUUUUGGAGGAUCCAAUAAGCCAACAAAUAAAUUACAAUCCCAUAGAAACUUCAGAUAAUUCAGCUAUUGGCCUUCAUUCAUCAUCAUCAUCACAAAAAAGCCUUCAACAUUCUGAUUCAAAUAAAUUUGAUCAGAUUAUUAACGGUGGUGAUUAUCAUAAUCAACCUGAUCAGAUGGUUAAGAAGCUUAAUCACAAUGCUAGUGAACGUGAUCGAAGAAGAAAAAUCAAUAGCUUAUAUUCUUCUCUUCGUUCUUUGCUUCCUGCUUCGGAACAUACGAAAAAACGAAGUAUUCCAUCAACAAUAGCAAGAAUUGUCAAGUACAUACCAGAGAUACAAAGUGAAGUGGAAAGACUGAUUCAGAAGAAAGAAGAAAUUACAUCAAGAACUAUUUCCAGUAAAGAAAAUUCAGCUGAUUUUAACAAGCAAAAAAGAAGAAGAGGUGGAAUUGAGAGCUCUUCGUUGGUUAUUUCAGCAAGUCAAAUAGCUGAAAAAGAAAUAGUGUUUCAAAUAUCUACUUUGAAGAUCAAUAAAGGUUCAAUUGGUGAGGCUAUAUCAGAAUUAGAGGAUGAAGGACUUGUUCUAUUAAAUGCAUCUUCUUUUGAAACUUUUGAAGAUAGGGUCUUUCAUACCUUGCAUUUUCAGGUUGAAGGAACAAUGGUAGUUGAAGUCGACAUGUUAAGAGACAAGCUUUCAACAUAUUUCGAGAAGGAUGACAGAUUAUUAGUCUCGUAUUUAAGCAUUGAGAAUAGAGAUUUUGUGACGCCCAAUGGAAAGCGGGAAGAACUGAAAGUCUACAAAGUAUUAAUUAGCAAAAUGCUAGCCAUUUCUUCUUCAUCUUCUCCUUUGAUUUCUAAUUAUAACUAUGGCUGGCAAUUAGAGGAUCUAAUAAUGAGCCAACAACUAAACACUACUGCUUUAGAAACAUCAGAUUCAACAUCUCAAAAAAGUCUUCAACACUGUGAUUCCUCAAACAAAUUUGAUCAUCAGAUUAUUAUAGGUGAUGAUCAUUAUUAUCAACCUGAUCAGACGGUGAAGAAGCUUAAUCAUAAUGCAAGUGAGCGUGAUAGGAGAAGAAAAAUCAAUAGCUUAUACUCUUCUCUUCGUUCUUUGCUUCCUGCUUCUGACCAUACGAAAAAACUAAGCAUUCCAUCAACAGUAUCAAAAAUUCUGACGUACAUACCAGAGUUACAAAAUGAAGUGGAAAGACUGAUUCAGAAGAAAGAAGAUCUUACAUCAAAAACUAUCUCCAAUAAAAAAAAAUCAGCUGAUUCUGACAAGCAAGAAAGAAGAAGAGGUGGAAUUGAGAGCUCUUCAUUUGUUAUUUCAGCAAAUGAAUUAAGUGAUAAAGAAGUAGUGGUUCAAAUAUCUACAUUGAAUAUCAAUAAAGGUUCAUUUGCUCAGGCUAUAUCAGAAUUAGAGGAUGAAGGACAUGUUCUACUAAAUGCAUCUUCUUUUGAAACUUUCGAAGAUAGGGUCUUUUAUACCUUACACUUUCAGGUUGAAGGACCUAUGGUAGUUGGGGUUGACAUGUUAAGAGACAAGUUGUCAUCAUAUUUUGAUAAGGAAGAAAAGUCAUUAUGACAAUAAAUUUCUAGCUUUAUUUUAUUAGAAAGACGUUUGAUCAGGCUUUUCCUUUUUUCAUCUUUUCCCGUGAGACAAAGAGUCUUGCAUAAUGUAAAGUCAACCAAUUUACUAUAUUAAGCAGACGUGCUUAUGACAAUACUCCUUCAACAGAGAUUUGCUUGUUCCUUUUAGCAAAGCAAAAUGAUUUGAUUUAUCUUUAUUCUUUAAGUAACAAUUUUUUUAAAAUUUAUUGGAGUAUUAAUAUUAAAAUUUAAAUUUUUUAAAACACAGAUUAUAUAAGCAAUUUAGUAAAGUAAAUACUUAAUUAAUAAUUUAUUAAGUAAAAUGUAAAG
This is a messenger RNA of Lycium barbarum (goji berry), 2076 nucleotides long. RefSeq lists its product as uncharacterized. Bases 98 to 1741 code for a protein of 547 amino acids. The record is from RefSeq and is a predicted model, not a curated record. Lineage: Eukaryota; Viridiplantae; Streptophyta; Magnoliopsida; Solanales; Solanaceae. Gene Ontology annotation, biological process: regulation of transcription by RNA polymerase II. The transcript has 7 exons. Gene Ontology annotation, cellular component: RNA polymerase II transcription regulator complex. Gene Ontology annotation, molecular function: RNA polymerase II transcription regulatory region sequence-specific DNA binding; DNA-binding transcription factor activity, RNA polymerase II-specific; protein dimerization activity.